UAUAGCAAAACACAAGCCCCUGUUCUGAAACAGAAACUACAAGAACGUAUAAAUCGUGUUCCAGAUAAUCUAGAUUUUGUUUGCAAACUGUAGAACAAGGAAAGCAGAAAAGAUGGGCAACGCUCAGUCACCUCCUCCCAAAGAUCCUCGCUUUGCUUCCGCCUCCAGAGCUUUCACUCAUACUGAGCUUGAAGAUCUCAAGUCCCUGCUUGAGUCCUUGGCUGCUCAGUCACACAGCGACGGCCAGUUCAUCUCUCCCUCGGUUUUUCAGACUUAUUUCGGGCUUCAUGGUCCUCUUGGAGAUAGGAUGUUUGAUUUAGUAACCCAGCAACGGAAAGACCAGAAGCUCACUUUUGAAGACCUGGUGGUAGCCAAAGGGACUUAUGAGAAGGGAACAAGAGAUGAUAUUGAAGAGUUCAUAUAUAAAUUGUUGGACCUAAACGGCGAUGGCAUUUUGGGGAGGUCUGAUCUGGAAGGUGUUCUGGUUGCAAUGUUUGAAUACAUAUUCAAAACAAAAAACUCUGAACCUGGAUCAAGUACAUAUCGGGAAACUGUGAAUGCAUUUCUUAAUGCUGCACAGUUUACAAAGCACGACGAAGGACAUACUGAGGAAAGUUUGUCCUUUGAAGAUUUCAGAACUUGGUGCACUCUUCUUCCUUCUGUCAGGAAGUUCCUUGGAAGCUUAUUGAUUCCACCUGAUCAAGGAAGGCCAGGUUCUCAGGUUCCACGGUUAUUGCAAGUGGAAAACAUCAAUUCAAAUAUGAUAUUAUUAAACGAGGUGUAUGCCUGGCAUAUAGGAGGAAUCCUUCCUCACCAAGAGCUGGGAGAAUGGAAACUAUUAUACCAUAGUGCUGUUAAUGGUCUGAGCUUCAACACAUUUGUGGGAAACAUAUCAAAUGAUAAAGGGGCAACUGUAUUCAUUAUCAAGGAUAAAGACGGUUAUGUAUAUGGAGGUUAUGCUUCCCAACCGUGGGAGAGGCAUGGUGAUUUCUAUGGUGAUCUGAAGUCAUUUCUUUUCCAAUUGUAUCCGAAGGCAUCUAUAUAUAGACCUACUGGAGCAAACACUAAUCUACAAUGGUGUGCUGUGAAUUUCGGUUCAGAGAGCAUCCCAAAUGGUAUUGGUUUUGGAGGAAAGGUGAAUCACUUUGGUCUCUUCCUUUCGGCGAACUUUGAUCAGGGGCACACUUUCUCGUGUACCACAUUUGGUUCCCCUUGCCUCUCCAAGACCAGCCGAAUAUGCCCGGAAGUAAUAGAAUGCUGGGGAGUUGUUAGGAAAGCAGCAGAUGAAGAAAAACAGGACGGUGCUAAAGGCACUGUAUUGGAGAGGUUUAAGGAAGAUCGUCAUAUGCUCAACAUGGUUGGGCUCGCAAAUUCCAGCUAGUAAUUUAUGUACAGUAUCCCGGCAUGGUCGUAAUUUGAAUGUCUGACAGGUUUUCUAUACAAUUGCAUCUUCUAGCUCAAUGAGACAUGAUGUUUCUGAUGUGGCUUACUUGCAAAUAGCUGAACAGGAUUUCACUGUGAUCUCGUGGUCAUUGGUUUGCUGUCUGCUUGUAGCUUUACAAGUAUGGCUUUUGCUUCCAUUUCUUUAUCACAGUCCUUGUACUUUUGAUAUUGUAUUCUUAUAUCCUCUAGUCUCUGUACAUAAAUGAUCUAGAAGUAUAAUAUUGCAUUAGCUGGA
Messenger RNA from Rosa rugosa (rugosa rose), 1678 nucleotides. RefSeq lists its product as uncharacterized. The coding region runs from base 113 to 1381 and encodes 422 amino acids. Lineage: Eukaryota; Viridiplantae; Streptophyta; Magnoliopsida; Rosales; Rosaceae. The transcript has 8 exons. Gene Ontology annotation, molecular function: calcium ion binding. The record is from RefSeq and is a predicted model, not a curated record.